This is a messenger RNA of Lineus longissimus, 6465 nucleotides long. Its product is annotated as lethal(2) giant larvae protein homolog 1-like. Gene Ontology annotation, molecular function: GTPase activator activity; syntaxin binding; myosin II binding. The transcript is spliced from 23 exons. The coding region runs from base 176 to 3778 and encodes 1200 amino acids. The record is from RefSeq and is a predicted model, not a curated record. Gene Ontology annotation, biological process: regulation of establishment or maintenance of cell polarity; establishment of spindle orientation; regulation of protein secretion. Lineage: Eukaryota; Metazoa; Nemertea; Pilidiophora; Heteronemertea; Lineidae. Gene Ontology annotation, cellular component: cytoplasm; plasma membrane; cortical actin cytoskeleton.
ACGCUGGGUGUGAGUGAUGUGUCCUUUCAAGCAUUUGUUCUUGAGGUUGUGUAUUUGGCGCGUAUUCGAAUUCGGGUUGGAGUAGGUCAGUUCCAACGCCCCUUCACACACCUAAUUUUAACCCCUGUCGGAUACCACUUGGAGUGUACAUCAGGGACUAAGGAAUACCGCCAGAAUGAGUGGAUUUGUGAAAAAGGUUCAACGGCGAUUUGGGAUUCAUAAGGAUAGCUCCAGAAAGGCUAAAUUAGCACACGAUUUGCUGAACUUUCAGAAGUGCGUGGAGCAUGGUUUUCCUCACAAGCCAUCCGCAGUAGCACAUGACCCCAAGCUUAAACUGCUAGCUCUUGGAACCAAGUCUGGUGCUGUCAAAGUUUAUGGCGCCCCUGGUGUUGAAUUGUACGGAACCCAUGAGAAUGGGUCUGCGGUCAAGAACCUCUACUUCCUGCCAGAUCAGGGUCGCCUGAUCAGCAUUGAUGUGGAUAACCACCUGCAUCUGUGGGAGAUAAACGUCAAGGAUAAUGCAACAGUCUUGGAGGAAGUGAAGAAAUGCAGUGUUGGUGCUGAAGAAGGCCACCAAAGCCAAGUCUCUGUCUGUUGCCUCACCUCAGAUGCAGAGACCCUACUCAUCGGUACCGAGGGCGGUAACAUCCUCCAAUUGGAUGUGCCCACAUUUGCUCUGAGAGAGAAGGUCAUCUACCAGGAUGUUAUCAUGCAAGGAGUUGCUGAUGAUUUCAAGCUGAGCCCAGGCAGUGUUGAGGCCAUCGCACAACAUCCUACGGAGCCUAGCAAGUUCCUGAUUGGUUACUACAAGGGUCUGAUCGUCUUCUGGGACAACACUGAGUCCAAGGCCGAACACACGUACAACGGUAACCAACAGCUUGAGUCGCUGGACUGGCACCAUGAUGGCAGCCAGUUCAUCAGCGCACACAACGAUGGGAGUUACAUCAUCUGGAACAUCAAGCCGGAGAACGAGACCCCUGGAGAGACCAUCAAGCCGAGCGAGAGAGCAACAACCCCUUAUGGACCAUUCCCAUGCAAAGCCAUCAACAAGAUACUGUGGAAGACCGCCAAGGGUGGUCCUUUCAUCAUCCUGUCAGGUGGGAUGCCCCGUGCGAGUUACGGUGAGCGCCACACCGUCUCCGUCAUGCAGGGUGUCAACCAGGUCGUGUUCGAUGUCACAUCAAAGAUCGUCGACUUCAUCACCAUUGAUGAGCAGGGCACUGGUGAUGAGAGACCAGAUGUUUGCAACCCGCACACCCUGGUGAUCAUCGCCGAAGAGGAGAUGAUUGUUAUUGACCUGUCUGCCGAGGGUUGGCCUACGUUUCAGCUGCCGUACCUAUCCAGCAUGCACUCGUCUGCCAUCACGUGUGCUCAUCACGUCAGCGGCGUUGCCGAGGAAACGUUGAAUAAGAUUAGUGAGGCUGGGAAGUCCCUGACUAGCAAGCACACAUCUAGGGCUUGGCCAAUAACUGGAGGUCAAGAGACUGGUGAAAAUAAUGCAACAAGAGACCUACUCCUUACAGGCCAUGAAGAUGGCACGAUCCGUUUCUGGGAUGCAUCCACCCCUGAUGCCAAGCUCCUGUACAAACUGAGCACAGCCGAUGCAUUCGAGAAGGAAGAAGGUGCCGCUGAUGCUGCCAAUGAUGGCGAUGAGGAGUGGCCCCCAUUUAGGAAGGUUGGAACCUUUGACCCCUACAGUGACGACCCGAGGUUAGGCAUUCAGAAGAUUACUUUCGAUGCAGUUUCCGAGACCCUCGUCACUGCCGGUAGCGCCGGCCAAGUGGUCGUCCUCAACUUGGCAUCUGAAUCAUCCACGUACGAAGUCAAGACCUUCGCAUCCAAUAUUGUCAAUGACCGCGACAACUUUGUGUGGAAGGGCCAUGAAGCUUUGAACGUUCAGGGAGGUGACGUAACAUUCCCCGCUGGAUUCCAGCCGACUUGUGUCAUGCAGAUGAUGCCACCAGCCGCCUGCACAGCCAUCACCAUGCAUGCUACCUGGCAGAUAAUUGCUGCUGGCACAGCCCAUGGGUUCACUCUAUUUGAUUAUAACCAGAAGAAAGAAAUUACCAGCAAAUGUACUCUCAACCCACAAGACCACACUGGCGACCCCAACCUGUCGCGAACCAAGAAAUUCACCCAGUCACUUCGUCAUUCCAUCAGACGGUUGAGGGACCGUCGUCGUAACAAAGCCGAGAAGAAAUCACCGAAGGGAUCACCAAAGGGAUCGCCCAAGAAAUCCUCAAAGGAAGUGAGUGAGGCUAGUGCUGCAGCUGAGGUCAAGCCAGCAGAAGGCGAAAAAGAACCCGAAACGAAAGAAGAGGCAGCCGCCAGUGAGGAGAAGAAAGAAGAGGAGAAGAAAGAAGAGGAAAAGAAGGAAGAAGCUACUGGAGGAGAGGAGGCUGCUGCAGCCGCCCCAGAACCAACCCCAGUCGCCAAAAAAGAAACCAGUCCAGUUACUACACCAACAGAACACCAAAAACCAGUAGAACGCCAGGUUGAAGCACGGGGCGUGGAUGACUCAAUGAACUCUAUUGUCAAGUCCCUUUAUUUUGCAGAUACAUUCAUUCUAGAUGCCACUUCACACAGCCCAAGUCUGUGGGCCGGGACCAAUGGUGGCAUUGUAUUCGUGUACAAGAUAGUUCUGCCAGAGGCUGAGAAGAGAGAUUCAGACGCAGUGCAAUGCGACCUUUGUAAGGAAAUAAAGCUCCGUCAUCGUGCUCCUGUGAUAUCGAUCAGCGUUCUCGACAAGAGUGGCACCCCCCUGGCCCAUCCCAAUGCCACAGAUAGCAAGCAGCCCGAUAUGACAGGAUCGCAUUGUCUCCUCAUCUGUUCCGAGGAGCAGAUGAAGAUCUUCUCCCUUCCAAGCUUGAAGGCAAAGCUGAAGGAGAAGAUUACUGCACAUGAUGGCUGCCGCAUCCGUCGUGUAGACCUCAUUAGUAUUAGGAGUAAGAACGAUGAGGAAUACAUUUCUUAUGGAGCUGCCAUACUGAAUAACCACGGAGAGGUUUCCCUGUUCAACGUGCCGCAACUCUCCUUCCAAACCAAGCAUAACUGCAUCAAGAAGGGCGACAUCCACGGCAUCAACUCCUGCAUCUUCACUAACUUCGGCGAAGGUUUCUAUCUUGGAUCUCCGUCCGAGUUCGUACGGUUUGCGAUUACCGCGAAACAUUCAGUAAAGCCAUGCUACACCAUUGAGCUGAAGGAGGGGAUGAGACCGGUGCCCCCAGAGCCAGAACCAGAGGUCAAAGAAGAGGAGAAGACCGACACCAAGGUUGAGGAAGGUAGCAGCGAAGGUGACAAGACAAAGGAGGAAGGCGAUGGUGCCGAGGCUGAUCACUCUACAGCUGAUGAUUCCCAGGUUGAACACACACCUGCCACAGAUAUUACCAUUGAUAGUGUCAAGGAGUAUAUGACCAGCAGCGAGGCACAGUCCUCAUCAACCGUUACUGUUGAGCGAUCUUUCACCUCGUCAGUGACCACCAAGUCUUCGUCAGAGGUCACCGAAAUCAAGUCUGGUGCCGACGGGGAGGUCCAUGUUGCGUCAACAACCACAACGUCUGAGUCCCAUGUGAAAGAAAGUUCAGAUAAUCCCACUCCCGAAGCGACAUCGCAAUAUUCCUCCAACACCACAUCUUACACCAUCAAAAGUGAUGAAGAUGCCCUGAAGGAAAAGCUGGAGCACCUGGAGAACAAUGAACAUAACGGCCCCGUAUCUGAGGACCCCCCAGAGAAAAAACUUGAGGAGCUGACCCUCAACGAGCAAGCCGUGGAAAACUAAGUCAUCCGUCGUUGUAUUCAUAUGCAGUCGCCGUUGGUUAAAGAUGAACUCACCAGGUGGGACUGUGCAAGCGUUAAGUUGGAUCACACGUAUAAAGAUGAUGAAAGUUCACACAGCAUGUCUGUGUCCUGAUCAUGUACAAAUUUAGUUUAAAUGGAUAAUUAUGAUUAUGAAUGGAAGUAAUUAUUAGAGUUGUAUUACUUUAUGGACGAAUUGGAUAAUGACCAUAUUGUGAAUGCUAAAAUCUGUCCAUUUAUUCCACGUUCUGGUCAUAUGGGUUUAUUUGGGACAGUUAGAGCCGUCGUAGGGCAUUUAGGCACUGCCUUUGCAUUUUCUCGUGUGUAAUUCAAGCUUUGAGGCAUAGCAGUAUUUGGAUAGUAUGUGGUCCAAACACGCGCUUAGGCAAUCUAGUAGUAGACUGGUCACCUUCCGUGUAAUGCCCGCAGGAAUGGCGUGGAUGCAGUUGUGAGAAAUUGUUGAUGACCCAAUUUGAGAUUUUAGGAAGGUCUUUGUGAUCUUUUGUCGGCAUAUACUCAAUGAAUAUGCAUGUCUUGAAUAGCUUAUCUCUUAGCUUAGUUUACCGGGGUUUGAUAUUGUUUUCUGUGUAUCGCCAGAAGCGAAGCAUUUUAGGGAUAAAGGUGGCUAUUAUACACCAAAUAUUUUAUUGUCAUCUUGCUAAAUUAUGCUUCAAGUUUAGAAUUAACCCAUAAGGGGCCGAGGUCAAUUUCUUAACAAAAAUCACGGGGUACUUUAUACCUAAUAAUGUAAAUCUAAACCCCAGAACAAGGUCUUUUCAUGUUAUGGUGACUUUGACAGUGGUUUUACAUUUGGUAGCGUUGUACCUGCAUCAUCGAAUUUGAGAACUUCUCCCGCAAGAUUUUCUCUCCUGCAAUUCCCCAAGAAUUGAACCUUGGUCCUAACUGGGCUAAAUGCAUGUAUAACGUUCUUAUAGCAACUGCAUGUUGAACUGAUUAAAAAAAUAACCCGAGAAAACACUACUGUAUACAGUGUAAACGCAUGAUGAUUCGAUGUACUAUGUCUAUGCUUUCUUACAUGAAUUUUUGUGCAGACAAAAGCUAUUUCAUUUAGAAGUAAUUGUGCUGUCGAAUAUGAAAUUAUAUAUUACUAUAUAGAUAUUGUUGUUUGCUUACUGUGACAGCAAGUGAUAAGAAGAAAUCUGUAAUAUGCAUUGUUUCUUUUUAGAAAUCUUUUCUUUGGGGCUUUCCAGAAAGGACGAUCCUUUGGUCCAGUGGAUACAUGAUGCAGUCAAUUUUUUCUUAGUUUUUUAUCAAGACUACAGUGGGGUAUUUUGUGAUGAUUGACAAUUUUGUGCAAGUAUACACUUACAGUUAUUGUAAACCAGAUUUCUACGCUUCCUAGCUUAUUUUUCCGGGCUUACACUUUUGGUAAAGAAACAACUGAAACUUAAUAUAAAAUACAGUAGUAGUAAGUCGGGAUGUCUGAUUUUUGUAUUUAGUCACUUUAAUAGCAAGCGAGGAAGAUGAGAAACUGAAAACAGCCAAAUUUUUCCGGGCUUUUUGUUUUCGCAGAUUUUACGAGUAAUGUAAAUUUGCGAAGCUGAUCGAAACGCUAGAAGAAAUUUCUAAACCCGUCAAAAUAAAAAUUGUGAAAGUGUUUUUGUGAAUGGCAAAAAUGAAGCAACACAAAAAUUUGGCAGGUUAACAGUAAUAUCUUGUUUCUCUGUGAAGCUUAUUGAUUAUAAUAUUGUAUAGUUUUUAUAGUUAGUUACCGAUGGCUUUCUAAGCUUUGUUAUGUAGAAUUAAGUAUAACGAUGUGGUGGCUGGACAACUUAAGGCUUUAAAGUGUUAUGAAGCCGUCUUUGCGCUGUCCGAUCCAGAAAUGGGUUAGUAGAUGACUAGAUAUCCAUGGUUUGUGUUGUAUAAUUGUGGACUAUAGAUUAUGAAGACGAAGAAAUAUUAAUGUAUGUAAUAUCAUAUCAUGUAAUUGUCAGUGUAUCUGUAUUCACAGCAUCAUACGUAACUAAUAUUACAUUCACUUUGCCAACUUAGACACACCCAGACUCAGUAGGGCCGCUGGACCUGUAGGAGACACACCCAGUCUCGGAAUAGGGCCAGCGCACCUGUAUGAGCAGCAAUAUGUGUAAUACCCCCAGUCAUUGUAUUCAGUAAUGAGAUUGCACUGCAUUUGCUUGAGUUUCAUUCCAAAACAUUAUAUAUCGUUUCAAAGUUUUCACGAAUCGUUGGAAACAUUUGUUGUGAAAGAACAGCCAAGAGUUCAAGAUAAACUUCCUCUCUGUUGCUAACAUGGUGUGUAACAAUUUCAAGAGAAAGGUUGUGAACUGGAUUUGGUCUAUUGAAGUUAUGAGACUAGAGCCAUCCUUAGCACUUUUCAUGAAUAAGAUCUCGAGAUGCAUGUCUGUCAUUAGUUUUAACUCUUCGAUGACAAUAUAGCAAUAUUUGAUAACAUAUUUUCAAUGAAAUUUUAAAAGCAGACGUCUUCGAUCCUGUCGUCUGCUGCACGUAGAAGCUGAAUGAGUCUAAUCCACUAUAAAACGUGCUCUCAAAUCGAUGUAUAGUUUUCUGUGCUGUUACCUAUAUAACUGGGGUCAAAUUUCUGGUCUUUUAUAGCUGUCUUGGUGGCUUUUUAUUGGAACUUCCAAUAAUGUUUAUAUGUGAACAACGCCUAAUAAAAAAUUUUCAACUUUA